Messenger RNA from Telopea speciosissima, 746 nucleotides. RefSeq names its product endo-1,3;1,4-beta-D-glucanase-like. The transcript is spliced from 8 exons. Gene Ontology annotation, molecular function: hydrolase activity. The record is from RefSeq and is a predicted model, not a curated record. Bases 25 to 744 code for a protein of 239 amino acids. NCBI's taxonomy places the organism in Eukaryota, Viridiplantae, Streptophyta, Magnoliopsida, Proteales, Proteaceae.
UGGAAGAAGAAGAGGAAGAAGAAGAUGUCUGGGCCACAGUGCUGUGAGAAUCCACCAGUCCUCAGUUCAAACUGUGGGCAAGGUUGCGUUCAAGAAGUUGGGGGACUCAAGACCUAUGUUACCGGCUCAUCACACUCCAAACGUGCCAUUCUCCUUAUUUCUGACAUUUAUGGAUAUGAGGCACCAAACUUGAGGAAACUUGCAGAUAAAGUUGCAGCUGCAGGAUUCUAUGUGGUCGUUCCCGACUUCUUUUAUGGGGAUCCUUAUGCACCUGAUAAUGCUGAGAAGCCCAUUGAAAUCUGGAUAAAAGAACAUGGACCGGAUAAAGGAUUUGAGGAUGCUAAACCAGUUAUAGCAACUUUAAAAAGUAAAGGCAUAACCACAACAGGGGUUGGAGGUGUUUGCUCGGGUGGCAAGGUGGCUGUGGAACUGGCAAAAUCUGAUUACAUCCAAUGUGCAGUGCUGCUGCAUCCUUCAUUUGUUACCGUAGAUGAUAUAAAAGAGGUUAAGGUCCCCAUUGCUAUACUUGGAGCUGAGAUCGACGAGACAACUCCGCCAGUACUUGUGAAACAGUUUGAACAGAUUUUAUCCUUCAAACCCGAGGUUGAUGCGUAUGUGAAGAUAUUUCCUGGGGUUGCACAUGGAUGGACUGUGAGGUACAAUGAUGAAGAUGAAGAAGCAAUGAAAGCUGCCGAGGAAGCCCAUCAGAACAUGUUAGACUGGUUUACCAAGUAUGUUAAGUAAGG